AGAUCCAGGGUGGGAUCUUUGUGUUUUCUGCUGAUCUGUUGUUAGAGCACUGCGGUGUGUGUCCGGGUGAGAUCGGGGACACUGCAGCGGCUCGAGCGCGGAAACCGUUAGAAGAUUUAAACCGCGGAGAGAAUCGGCGAUAAACUUCAAAGCGGGUCGGUUACAAUGUGUCGGAGUGAGCGGAGUGCGGGGAAUUCACUUCCGGUAUCGGGGUGUGACGCAGGCGGCUGGGCUCCUCCAGCGUGCUGAGAGAGAGAGAGAGAGAGAGAGAGAGAGAGAGAGAGAUGUGGCUGAAUCCGGCCGAGGUGUCGCUGAAAAACGCGCUGAAUCUCUGGAUCACCGACAGAUCGAGCGAUUAUUUCCUGCUGCAGCGCAGAAGAGGGCAUGGGGAGACCGGGGGCAGACUCACAGGUAUGCUGGUGGGAGCACUGGACACUGUGUUGGACUCGAACGCACGAGUUGCUCCAUUUCGGAUUCUUCUACAGGUUCCUGGUUCACAGAGCAGCUGGGUGAUCGCUAGCGGAGCCACAGCUGAAGAAGUGCAGAAACACUGGAAAUGGCUGGAGCAGAACUUGUUGCCGUACAUGUCGGUGUUUGAGAACAAGCAGGACGCCGCGAGCUUCGCGCAGGGCAAAAUCAAGGGCCUAAUCGCUGAGGAAGUCCUGGUGGGCCAGGCGGCGCUGGACGACGACCCGUCGCGUUUCCGCGAGGCGAUGGUGCGGUUCGAGCAGCGGUUCGGCCUCCCGCUGAAAGAAAAGCUGGUGGCUCAUUACUCCUGCUGCUGCUGGAAAGGCCGAGUGCCGCGUCAGGGCUGGAUCUACCUGUCCACCAAUCACAUGGCUUUCUACUCGUUCCUGCUGGGAAAAGAGGUGAAGCUACUGAUCCCCUGGGCUGAAGUCACGGCUCUGGAGCGCGCGACCUUUGGCCUCAUCAACGACGCGAUCAGGGUCCGAACGCGGCAGAAGCAGCGCGAGUUCUCCAUGUUCCUUGAUGUGGACGAGGUGAUGACCGUCAUGACCCAGCUGGGAGACAUGGCGCUGCGGAGACUGUUCGAUAACGCCAAAGCAGAACCGGAUUCCAACAUCACUAAACGGGCACUGGAGGAGCAGGCCCUGCGCCAGUACGUGCUCUCGCUCUUCGGUCUCCCGCGCUCUGAGACGCUAAAGGAGGUGAUGCGAUGCUCGGUCUGGACGCCUCAUGCUCGAUGUCACACGGCCGGGAAUCUCUACGUCACGGAGAACUACGUGGCCUUCAGCAGCCUGCAGGAGGGACACUGUACCCUCCUCAUCCCACUCGCAGAGGUGCAGUCUGUGGAGAAAGCCGAGAGCACCGGUGGUCUGCCCAACCCCGUGAUCAUCAGCGUGCGCUCCAAGCGGGCUUUCCAGCUGAUCGAGGUGGCGAGACGAGACCAGCUGGUGGACGACCUGAGCGCCCGUCUCCGCGCGCUGCACUGGGAAAGCAAACGCAAGAAGAGUCUGAUUUCCCCCACCCCGUAUUAUACGUUCUGCUACGACACCGACGACACUCUCCGUCCCGUUAUCCUCGAGGAAGCGCUAAUCACGACAUUCCAAACCGGCCAAUCAGAAUCCUCCGAGCACAAACGUCUGUGGGACGAGCACCUGGAGGAGUUCGGCCGCGGCGUGCACAUGUUCCGCACUGAGAGGACUCGCAGGCUGGUGGCUGCAGGCAUCCCGGAGUCGCUGCGCGGGGAGAUGUGGCUCACCUUCUCAGAUGCACGGUCCUUCCUAAACACCAACUCGCGCUCUUACUCUGAUUUGCUGGAGGAGAGGACGAACGAGCAGACGAGCGACGAGAUCGAGAGGGACCUGCGGCGCUCGCUGCCCGAACACGCCGCGUUCCAGAGCGAGACCGGCAUCGCAGCGCUGCGCCGCGUCCUCAACGCAUACGCCACCCGCAACCCGGGCAUCGGCUACUGCCAGUCUAUGAACAUCCUGGCGUCGGUGCUGCUGCUCUACACGCGAGAGGAAGAAGCGUUCUGGCUGCUCGUCACUGUGUGUGAGAGAAUGCUGCCGGAUUACUUCAACCGCAGGGUCAUUGGUGCUCAGGUGGACCGCUCUGUGUUUGAGGAGCUGAUCCGUGAGCGGUUGCCGCACCUGGCCGAGCGCGUUCCGGACCUCGUGUCCCUCUCGUCCCUCUCUCUCUCCUGGUUCCUCGCUCUGUUCCUGAGCGCCGUCCCGUUCCGUAGCGGUCUGCGCGUCCUCGACUGCUUCUUCUGUCACGGCGUCAAAAUCAUCUUCCAGCUGGGGCUCGCCGUCCUCGACGCCAACGUAGACGAGAUCUGUGACAGCACCGACGACGGGCAGUCUCUGAUGAUACUGACCAGUUUUCUGGAGCGUGUCCGAGACGAUGAUGAGUCGAGUGUAAAUUCUGAGGACACGGAGUCUGCAGGAUACACACAGAUCACUGCUCUCAUCAAUUAUGCGUAUGAGAAAUUUGGAGACCUGACUGUAAAACAGCUGGAGAGGAUGAGAUCGAGACACAGGAUCCAGGUGCUGCAGGCUCAUGAGGACACCACUAAAGAGAACACACUGCGGCUCAUCUCCCCCGGAGUCUCUCUGUCUCAGGAGCAUCUCUCAGAACUCUACGACCUCUUUAAGACGGAACAUUUCAUUAGCCUGUACUGGGGAGACGGAGUGUGUUCUGCCUCCCCUGAGCAGUACCAGUUGGACCGAGCCCAGUUUAAGAGCCUGUACGAGCUGCUGAUGCCGUGGCAGAGUGGCACACACACCGACACCAUGGCACAGAGAACCUUCAACCUGCUGGACCAUGAGGGACAGAACCACAUCACCUUCAACCAGUUCGCCCGCUGGAUCGACACCCUGUACUGUGAAGAGCUGAAUGAGAAGGUCAGGCUUCUCUACCGUCUCCACAUUCCACCUGCUCUGACUGAGAACGAAGGCGAGGCGUCUCCUUUGAAGGCUUCCACUUCCAUCCUUUCCACCUCCAGACCUCUCUGUGUAACUCUGUCCAACGGAAAUGGGAAAAACUAUGAAGAGCAGCUGAAGCAGAUGCUGAAGGACUUGGGCAAGGAUAAAGACAAAGGCCUGGAGAGACCCCUCCCUCAUAUGAAACAACGAGAGUUUGUCCAGUUUUGCAAGACGCUGUGCAGCAUGUUCCAUGGCGUCCCCGGAGAAAACGAACUGUUCCAAGCCAUUGCCGUGGUCACCAGUUUAGUGCUGCAGAUUGGUGAGGCCAGGCACAAGGCAGCCGAAGCGAAGGAAUCGGACCAAAGCGCCUCCGCUGCUGAGGGAGGAAGCGAGUCGGCAGGAGAAACCGAAUGGACGGUGAGUUUUGAGCAGAUUCUGGCCUCGCUGCUGACCGAGCAGGUCCUUGUCAACUUCAUGGAGUCACCCAUCGAUCUUGGCGAGAAGAUCGCGUCGGCGAAGGAGAAGCAGUAUCAGCAGCGGUCAGGACUGCUCAUGGUCCAGACCAGCGUCAGCUGAGACACACGCCAUCACAAACUGCCCUCUAAAGAUGCUAAGACAAGAAGCUACGAUUCUGUAACCAGGUUCGAAUGAACUGGGAGACAGACGUUUGUGCCAUAUCGAGAUAAUAAAUGAGCCGUUUCUACUCGCACCUGAGGAGGAAAAUGAGGACGUAAAGAGAUUGCAUGCUGGAACAAAAAAGUGUUUAAAUCAAUCAAUGUGCUUUUUUAAGAGAGAGAAGAAUGUUUGAUGUACCGUGAGAUACUGGUGCAUCAGCCUUCAGUGGUUUAGGUUCUGCAGUGUUUAAUCAUGGUUCAGGAAAACCUCGAGAUCAGAUAUCUCUUAAGAUCAGAGGCGUUGUUGAUCAGCACCACCAGAGAUCUGGACCAGCUCAUGUUGGUCUAUUGACAUAUUUUUUGUGAUUCUCUAGUUCAGAGAGAGAGUCAUGGGUUCCCGACCAGGCUGCUGGAGCCGAAUGCCUUGCAGACUUUCUUACUGUAUUGCUGUUUUUCUUUUUAACCCCAUUUCCUCCAAAUACUUUGCAAAUCACCAACGCGAGCUCGCUCUACAGGCCCUGAUCUGAUCACAUGACAGCUGGAUAUCUGUCAGCGUGGUGUGUGUAGGGUUUUACAAUAGUAGGUCUUACAGAAAUCAUAUGAUGAAUAAGCUUACGAUUGCAUUGCAUGUGUAUAUUCAUACAUCGUGGUGACCACAGGGGUGGAUUAUUGGGUACUUGAAUGUCUGGAGCUGAGGGAGGGGCGGGGGGAGGUUGAGAUGGGGAGGGUAUUGAAUGGUGAGCUGGCACUUUGCCUGUGGUGUAUUUAAUUGUGAUUCGGACGUUUAUGACUUGUCCUCUUGGUUUCCGGAAGGAUUGUAGCGGCCCAGUGGCGUCGGGUCUGCAAACGACCCAUAUCGUCACCUGAUACCAUUUUUGGACCAUUAAACAGGGGGAGCUGGUCUUCUUUCCUUAAUUAAUCAAAUGUUGAAACCCUGAGGGGCCAAAGAACUUUCAACGUCAUGUGACGUCACACACGCAUCCUUUAAGUGCCUUAAUGAUUCAACACCACAUGUAGCAAGCGCACACAUGAUGGAUGUGAGAAACUAAAAUUUCUUUUUUUUUAAUAAUGUGAACAGAACACACCCAAAAAUGAAGGACUUUAAGGUCAAGGCUAAGUGAAGCAUUACAUAAUCCUGUGACUCAACUUUACAAGUUCAGUGUUGCUGUGUAUGAUUUAAUAUGUAAAGAAAUGCUUUAAAAUAAAUAAUCUGCACUUUUCGCUACAUCGUGCCUUCAACACUGUACUUAUGGCUGAAUGUAUGUAGGUUCAAUUUAGACCAUCAGUUUUGUUUUUUAUUGAUUCACAUGGUGAAUAUUUAACAAUGUUUUAAUUAACGCUCUUAUCUAUUUGUAUGUCCAAGAUUAAAAUGAACACUUACACCAAACCAAAUGUGUACA
Messenger RNA from Clarias gariepinus (North African catfish), 4902 nucleotides. RefSeq names its product TBC1 domain family member 8. The record is from RefSeq and is a predicted model, not a curated record. The transcript is spliced from 20 exons. Gene Ontology annotation, molecular function: calcium ion binding. The coding region runs from base 285 to 3464 and encodes 1059 amino acids. Lineage: Eukaryota; Metazoa; Chordata; Actinopteri; Siluriformes; Clariidae.